AAAACACACUCACUUUCAGUGGCUCAACAACUUUGUUUGAUUUGUGUGUUCCUUUACCUUCAUGAAGCUUUUUCAUUUGCUUCUUCUCAUGCUCCUCCUUAUUCUUCACAAACCCAUUUGGAUUCUUGCCUCAUCUAACAUAGCUGCUUCUUCUCCAGGUGUUGCAGUGGAGGGUGAACAGCACCAAAUGGAUUCGCACAUGAAAAUGAUAAUUGCUCUAGCCAUUGUCAGCACUUCACUUGGUGCAGUGCUUUUGUGUGUGUUAUGCUUCUGGAUUUAUCACUCCAAGUUUCCUUCAAAACCCAGCAAGAAAAACAUUCAAAGUUCAGAUGCUGAGAAAGGGCUUUCUUUAGCUCCAUUUUUGAGUAAAUUCCGGUCUGUGAAAAUGGUUGGGAAGAAAGGGUGUGUUCCAAUAAUUGAUUAUAAGCAAAUUGAAAAGGCCACAGGAAAUUUCAAGGAAAGUAACAUCUUGGGUGAGGGUGGAUUUGGAUGUGUUUACAAGGCUAGUUUGGAUGAUAACUUGGAUGUUGCAGUGAAAAAAAUGCACUGUGAAAAUCACUUUGCUGAGAGAGAAUAUGAGAAUGAGGUCAAUUUGUUGAGUAAAAUUCAACAUCCAAAUGUAAUUGCUCUGCUUGGGUGUAGCAGUAAUGAAGAUACAAGGUUUAUUGUCUAUGAGUUGAUGCAAAAUGGGUCAUUGGAAACUCAAUUACAUGGACCUUCUCAUGGCUCAUCAUUGACUUGGCAUAUGAGGAUGAAGAUUGCUCUUGACACAUCAAGAGGAUUAAAAUAUCUGCAUGAACACUGUUACCCUCAAGUGAUCCAUAGAGAUCUGAAAUCUUCUAAUAUUCUUUUAGAUGCAAACUUCAAUGCAAAGCUUUCUGAUUUUGGUCUUGCCAUAACCGAUGGGUCCCAAAAUAAGAAUAACAUCAAGCUUUCAGGCACAUUGGGCUACGUAGCACCAGAGUAUCUUUUAGAUGGUAAAUUGACUGAUAAAAGUGAUGUGUAUGCUUUUGGAGUUGUGCUUCUGGAGCUUCUAUUAGGAAGGAAGCCUGUAGAAAAACUGGCACCAGCUCAAUGCCAAUCUAUUGUCACAUGGGCCAUGCCACAACUCACUGACAGAUCCAAGCUCCCAAACAUUGUGGAUCCUGUGAUUAGGAAUACUAUGGAUCCCAAGCACUUGUACCAGGUUGCUGCUGUGGCUGUGCUAUGCGUGCAACCAGAGCCAUGUUACCGCCCCUUGAUUGCAGAUGUUCUCCACUCCCUCAUCCCUCUUGUACCCGUUGAGCUUGGAGGAACACUUAGAGUUUCGCAAGUAACACGACAAGUCUUACCAGCUGAUCCACCUGAGAAUUCUAGUCAAUGAUAGCCACCAUCAUUUGAAGACAGAAAAAUGCUUAACAACACUCUCCAUAACACUCUUUCAACACAUUCUCUUCGUGGUUAAAUUUCAUAGGAAGUUUACAUAUUGUUCCGAGUUGUGACUCUUAUGAACUUCAAUCAAUAAAAAUGUGUUGAAAAUGUGUUAAGGAGAUUGUUACUAGCACAGUAGCACCCUCCUUUGAAACAAUUUCACACAAUGAGAAUCCAUGGCAUGUUUCGCGAAGCUGCCAAACCACUGAGGCUUGGAAUUACAAACUGAUACACAAUAAUCAGAAUGUCUGUGCAAUAUACACAGCCUUGGAGUUUGACCGCAACAUAGAAAGAUGCAUUCACAAGGAAAGAAGUUAGGUGAUGCUGGUGAAGACUGAAGAGCAUUGGGUUGCUGGUGACAAAUGUAAAGAAUUUUAGUUUAACUUUCAUGGCAUUUGUGUAUAGAGUGGUGAUUUUGUGGAACAUGGAACUGUUCUGUUUCUUUUAUCAUAUUUCCUAUACUAUAUAAUAAAA
Molecule: messenger RNA, 1884 nt
Organism: Lotus japonicus
Lineage: Eukaryota; Viridiplantae; Streptophyta; Magnoliopsida; Fabales; Fabaceae
Product: probable receptor-like protein kinase At1g80640
Exons: 10
Coding region: 62-1363 (433 amino acids)
Biological process (GO): protein phosphorylation
Molecular function (GO): protein kinase activity; ATP binding
Source: RefSeq, a predicted model, not a curated record